UUACCCCAGGUUGGCCCAGUCCAGAAUAUUAUGUGGUCCAGCUAGACGACAUAGAGCACUGUAUAGUGAUGGCAAGUGAUUAUGGCGAUCACUCAGACUCGCUAUCAGUCACCAAGAUCAAUCCGAUCACAAUAGAACGGUUAUCUAUUGUUCACCACUCCGUAUCCCAAGUGGCAUUGAACGGUUCCAGAUGUCAUGGCUAAUGUGUCAUCGAUCCAGCGGGGCUCCGGGUGACAGUGGGCCGACAGCCAUGAUCACCUGAAAAUAACCUUAUCUUGACCCUCUUUUCCUGCCAUAGACUGAUAGUCGUCAUGGGAAAACAAUCGAGCAGAAAGCCAGGCCCAUCAGAGCUUCGGGCAUGUGCAGAAUGCCGGAAACGGAAGAGCAAGUGCUCGGGUGCUGCCCCAUGCUCAUACUGCUCUCGCACCAAGAAACACUGUCGCUUCGACCGUGUACCAUCUCGCACCCCUUUGACUCGGAAAAACCUUGACGAAAAGGAACAUCUUUGCGCGAACUUGAUUGCUCUCAUCCACAAAUCAAAUCCGGAAGUCGAUAUCGAAGACGCAUUGAAGGCAUUGUCGGCGUCUGACGAACAACGUGGUGACAAUAGACCGACCCCUGCGCUACCGAGCCUGGACUUAGAAAGGCGGAGCCCUACCCCUUCAGGAAAUUUUGAAUGGGACGAAGCUCCGUUGCCCUCAACCCAUCAUCCAGACAAGUCUCUCGACGGAAUGGCAUCACUGCCAACAGGGGGGUCGGGAUCUGGUUAUCUAGGAAACAGCUCAGGGUCCUGUAUUCUAAGAUCCAUCUCAGAUUUGCUCCCCGAUGACACUACUCCUCAGGCUGCGCGGAAAGAACGACGUCCUGCAGUUUCACUCCAUGUAGAAAGUCCAGCUUUGUUUGCGGAGCUAGAUGAUACCGUCCUCCUGGAUGGCCUUGUUGAUGCCUACUUCAUGUGGUACAACUCGUCAUAUCCUAUUCUGCACGAGAGGACGUUCAGGCAGAAGUACAGAAAGCGGCAUCAAUUCCAGCCCGGCUCCACUUGGCACCUGAUAUUCUACCUGGUUCUGGCAAUUGGGGACUGGAUACUACCUGGUGGCUCAAAAGUCGAACAGUCCAAAUAUUACAUGGCUGCACGGUCACGCAUGUCAAUACAUCUGCUUGAAUCGGGCUCUCUUCUCACCAUUCAAGCUUUUCUUUUGAUGGGAAAUUUCCUCCAGAAGCGAGACCGGCCGAACACAGGAUAUAACUUCAUCGGGAUAGCAUAUCGAAUGGCCAUUGGACUUGGACUUCACCGUGAACCACCCACAGAUGUAAUAGGAGACACUCUAGCGAUCGAAAUGAGAAGAGCUGUAUGGUGGAUUGUGUAUUCAUUCGAUAGUGGAUUUGGCUUGACCACAGGGAGACCUGUCAUGUCAUCGGAUUGCUUCAUUGAAACCCGACUUCCACGAAACAUCGAAGCUUCGGACUGCACAUUAGAUUCCCCACUCCCCGACCCCGUCGACAAACCAACCACCUACUCCGCCAUCAUCGCACACGCCCGCCUAGCACGCACCGGAAACAUGGUCUACCGGAACGUACUUGCAGCUCCAAAGAAAGACCUCAACCUGAAGGCCUCACGCUCUCUCGACCACCAGCUCAAAGCAUGGCGCCUAUCCCUCCCAAUCUACUUCACCGCCCACGACGUCCCAACCUGGUUCCGCAGCCCUCGAGCAAUAGUAGGCUGGAAGGAACAGAACCUCCGAAUGUUGCUAUGGUGGGGAACCCAGCGCCUAUGUACCACUCUUUCCGACACCGAAGAAGCUCAAAACAUGUGCCACUACGCCGCAAUCGAAUGCAUCCAAGACAUCACCACCUUCUGCACCGACUACCCGGACGUCCUCCACAUCGGUCUAAGCUGGUACGCGACCUACUUUCUCUUCCAGGCCUCCAUCGUCCUCAGCAUCUAUUACCUUCGACCCCAUCAACUCCUCGAUUCGACCCUAGCCGCCGCGAACCAAGAUCUCUGGCUCUUUUCUAUCUCCCGAGCCCGCGACUGCCUCGCGAAUAUCAGUGAGGCGAACCAAGCCGCUGCGCGAUGUCUGGAAGUCCUCGAUCGCAUUAGAGAUCAAUCGCAAUCUACACCCACACCCGGGACAUCCGCGUCUGCUAAUUAUAACCCUGACCCCGACGCUGCGCAGUUACCACCCAUCCAUGAUAACCCGGGGAUACGUCAAGGAAUGGGAACGCUCCCCGUUGACCCGUCCCUGCAGAUGUUCUUCGAUGCUACGUCGUGGAACAAGGAUAUUUUCGAAGGCCUCCAGGGGUUUCCCAUCACGGAUGAAGUCGAAUCGUUUGAUUAUGUCUCGGGCACGGCGCUGGCAGCGGAUAUCGCGGGGGAUUGGGUUAUAUCUGGUGAUCCGGGGCUGGGGCCGAGUUGA
Aspergillus ibericus CBS 121593 is the source of this 2420-nucleotide messenger RNA. RefSeq lists its product as uncharacterized. Bases 312 to 2420 code for a protein of 702 amino acids. The transcript is spliced from 9 exons. Gene Ontology annotation, cellular component: nucleus. Gene Ontology annotation, biological process: positive regulation of transcription from RNA polymerase II promoter by galactose; DNA-templated transcription. The record is from RefSeq and is a predicted model, not a curated record. Lineage: Eukaryota; Fungi; Ascomycota; Eurotiomycetes; Eurotiales; Aspergillaceae. Gene Ontology annotation, molecular function: RNA polymerase II cis-regulatory region sequence-specific DNA binding; DNA-binding transcription factor activity, RNA polymerase II-specific; zinc ion binding.